Agrilus planipennis (emerald ash borer) is the source of this 915-nucleotide messenger RNA. RefSeq names its product ribosome biogenesis protein NSA2 homolog (gene Ip259). Gene Ontology annotation, cellular component: preribosome, large subunit precursor; nucleolus. The transcript has 2 exons. Bases 96 to 875 code for a protein of 259 amino acids. NCBI's taxonomy places the organism in Eukaryota, Metazoa, Arthropoda, Insecta, Coleoptera, Buprestidae. The record is from RefSeq and is a predicted model, not a curated record. Gene Ontology annotation, biological process: maturation of LSU-rRNA; maturation of 5.8S rRNA.
CGUAUUCACAACUGAUCUAUGUUUCCGUUUGUAAUACGUCUUUUCGUUUGGUGUGUGAGACUGUGAUGGUGCUGUAAAUAAAAAAAAGUUGAAAAAUGCCGCAGAACGAAUAUAUUGAACGUCACCGUAAGCUGCACGGACGACGUUUGGAUUAUGAAGAACGAAAGCGGAAAAGAGAAGCUCGUGAGCCACAUAAAAGGUCCAAAAUAGCCCAAAGCUUACGAGGUAUCAAAGCAAAACUAUUCAACAAACAGCGAAGAAAUGAAAAGAUACAAAUGAAAAAGAAAAUUAAAGCUCAUGAAGAGAAAAGGACAAAGAAAGAUGAAGGGAAAGUUUCUGAAGGAGCCUUGCCUGUCUAUCUAUUAGAUCGUAAUAUCCAGUCAAGAGCUAAGGUUCUCUCAAAUAUGAUUAAGCAGAAACGUAAAGAAAAAGCAGGAAAAUGGGAUGUGCCAAUACCAAAAGUUCGAGCUCAAGCUGAUUCUGAAGUUUUUAGGGUGAUUAGAACUGGUAGAACAAAGCGUAAGGCAUGGAAAAGAAUGGUAACUAAAGUGACAUACGUUGGAGAAAAUUUUACACGGAAACCACCAAAAUUUGAAAGAUUUAUAAGGCCCAUGGCUUUAAGAUUUAAAAAGGCUCAUGUGACUCAUCCAGAAUUAAAAGCGACGUUCUGCUUACCCAUAAUUGGUGUUAAGAAGAACCCCAGUUCACAAAUGUAUACAAGUUUAGGUGUUAUUACAAAAGGAACAGUAAUUGAAGUGAAUAUUUCUGAAUUAGGUUUAGUUACUCAAGCAGGAAAAAUUAUUUGGGGAAAAUAUGCACAGGUCACAAAUAAUCCUGAAAAUGAUGGUUGCAUUAAUGCUGUAUUGCUUGUGUAAACUUGUUUUUGUAAUGUAAUAAAAUAAAGUUGCACAAAAA